This is a messenger RNA of Salvia splendens (bonfire salvia), 827 nucleotides long. RefSeq lists its product as uncharacterized. Gene Ontology annotation, molecular function: DNA binding. The record is from RefSeq and is a predicted model, not a curated record. The coding region runs from base 324 to 734 and encodes 136 amino acids. The transcript is spliced from 2 exons. NCBI's taxonomy places the organism in Eukaryota, Viridiplantae, Streptophyta, Magnoliopsida, Lamiales, Lamiaceae.
UUGACGGCAUACAUACUCCUCACCGAGUUGAGCCGAAGCAAAUUCCUAGUGAAAUUCGUCACUAUCCUGAAUCCAGAUUCCAAUUUUGCGAAUUCGGCUACUCAUAUUCUAUUUUUAGAUAUUAAUCGGCAACUCGUGUAUGUAUGCGCAUUUGAAUGAGGGGGAGAUGAUGAGCUAAGGGAAUACGGCGGAGAUACUUUUCCAGUAAUUGAAAUGGAUUGAUAAUCUGAUAUCUACACACACGCUGUAAGACUGGAUUGUGUUUGAUAUCACUACUGCUGCUGUUCUUCGUUUCCAGCAAAUAUGAUUGUGUUUGAUUGGACAUGCUACGGCCGAAGACUGGAUUUUUGGGGCAUUUGCAGCUUAUGCUGGACACGAUGAUUGACUCUCUCAAGCUGGCAUUCGAGGAGUCAGAACACUUGACCAAGGAUAGGAAGAUGGAUCUGGUGAGGGUCACAGGGCUGGAUAUGGAGCAGGUAACCAGCUGGUUUAACAGGAAAAGGGUGCGCAAACGAGCAAACCUGUCAAUCUUGAAGCUGGAAAGGAUCAAUGCUGAGCUCAAGCAGUUGCUCCAGCAGCGCCAUGAGCGAGAAACCAGGCUCGUGAAGGAGCUCGAGGAGAGGAAAAUGAGGGAAGCCCAGCUUCAAGAUGAAAAUCUGCGCCUCAAAUGCAGGAUUGCUGCAAUAAUUCCACAGUUUGAUCCCACGGUGGAUUUUGCUCACGCCUAUCCAUAGCUGAGGGCGGAUUUUUUCGCCUUCAAAGAGCUCUUUUAUUUCAUUUAUAGAACUAAUACUGCAUUUAGUUAAUGUAUUGUCUUUCUUAUCUUA